AUGGCUCCCAUGCCCAUCCUUGAGCUCAACUUGGGUCUAGCGAGGGAUGUACUGAACCUCCAUAACCGCUAUGAGGAUCUCAAGCCUUCCUUUAAAGCAUCCGAGUUCUACAAGGCUACUCAUGAAGCCAACUUGGCUGACUAUGCUAAGCAGAAAACAGAAUUGGACCAAAUGGUUGCAGGCUAUAAGGAAGCUAAGACUGCUGCUGACAAGCUGGAGAAACAGAUUGAAGAACUUCAGAAACAGCUGGCUAGGCUGAGGGAGAGGCAGAACAAACUCGAGGCUAGACUAGGCACCAAGACCAAGGCCACUUUCCUUGUGCAGAACAUGGUAGCAGCUUCUAGGCCGGCAUUGGAGAUUGUAGAAGCCUCUCUCCAUCAAGGGAUGCUCCUUCAGCAAGAGAUUUCUACCAAGAAGACCGGGCUGCAAGAAACUCUUAGAAAACUAGGACUUUAG
Molecule: messenger RNA, 456 nt
Organism: Prunus armeniaca (apricot)
Lineage: Eukaryota; Viridiplantae; Streptophyta; Magnoliopsida; Rosales; Rosaceae
Source: the annotation of a GenBank genome assembly